CCACAGGGUUCAAAGGGAAGAGGCGAGGAGCCUGAGGCCCCGGCCCCGCAGCCAAUGAAUAGCCGGGGGAGGAGCUUGGCGCCCGGGCCGGCCAGGGACUGGUCCCCGCGGGGCGCCCUGGGCUCGGAGCUGCGCGUCCCUUCCCGCGGAACACAGCGAGUGCGGAGCGCUGCAGACCUUCGGAAGCGUGGGCCGGGCUUGCCGCGGAGCUCGAGCUUCUAGACGAGUCGCUCUGGACGAAGCGGGCUCGGGCAGCGGGGACGAUGACACAGAUGCUGAACGCGGCCGCCGGUCGCGGGAGAUGGACCAGGUCCGGCGCUGCUGGGAGGGCCGCCUGCCUGCUGGCUGCCGCCUAUGCCCUCAAAACCCUCUACCCCGCCGUUGGCAGGCGUUGGAAGCUGCCUGGCCCGCGGACGGAGAAGGAACCAGCCUACCCGGCCGCGGACGGCAGGGGAAUGCUGCAUUGCACGGAGACGGUCCGCAACAGACCUGCGCCCGGGGUGAAUGCAGAUUUCUUCAAACAGCUACUGGAACUUCGGAAAAUUCUCUUUCCGAAACUUGUGACCACUGAAACUGGAUGGCUCUGCCUGCACUCAGUGGCUCUGAUCUCAAGAACAUUUCUCUCUAUCUAUGUGGCUGGUUUGGAUGGAAAAAUCGUGAAAAGCAUUGUGGAGAAGAACCCUCGGGCUUUCAUCAUCAAACUAAUCAAGUGGCUUAUGAUUGCCAUUCCUGCCACCUUUGUCAACAGUGCCAUAAGGUACCUGGAGUGCAAACUGGCCUUGGCCUUCAGAACUCGUUUGGUAGACCAUGCCUAUGAAACCUACUUUACAGAUCAGACUUACUAUAAGGUGAUAAAUAUGGAUGGGAGGCUGGCAAACCCUGACCAGUCUUUGACUGAAGACAUCAUGAUGUUCUCCCAAUCCGUGGCUCACUUGUACUCCAACCUGACCAAACCUAUUUUAGACGUUGUGCUCACCUCCUACACCCUCAUCCAGACUGCUACAUCCAGAGGUGCAAGCCCAGUAGGGCCCACCCUGCUAGCAGGACUUGUGGUGUAUGGCACUGCUAAAGUGCUGAAAGCCUGCUCUCCCAGGUUUGGCAAACUGGUGGCUGAGGAGGCCCAUAGAAAAGGCUACCUGAGGUAUGUUCACUCCAGAAUCAUAGCCAACGUGGAGGAGAUUGCCUUUUACAGGGGGCACAAGGUAGAAAUGAAGCAGCUCCAGAGAAGUUACAAAGCUUUAGCUUAUCAGAUGAACCUUAUUUUAUCCAAACGCUUGUGGUACAUCAUGGUAGAGCAGUUCUUAAUGAAGUACGUUUGGAGCAGCUGUGGACUAAUUAUGGUGGCUAUACCUAUCAUCACUGCAACGGGCUUUGCAGACGGUGAUCUGGAGGACGGCCAAAAGCAGGCCAUGGUUAGCGAUCGAACGGAAGCCUUCACGACUGCCCGAAAUUUAUUGGCCUCAGGAGCUGAUGCUAUUGAAAGAAUUAUGUCUUCAUAUAAAGAGAUUACUGAGCUAGCAGGCUAUACUGCUAGGGUCUACAACAUGCUUUGGGUCUUUGAUGAGGUAAAAAGAGGCAUUUACAAGAGAAGUCCUAUCACUCAAGAGCCUGAAAACCACAGCAAGAGUGGCAGUGAUAUAAAGUCACCCCUCAGUGACACCCUGGCCAUCAGAGGAAAAGUUAUUGAUGUGGAUCAUGGAAUUACUUGUGAAAAUGUUCCCAUAAUUACACCAGCAGGAGAGGUGGUGGCUUCCAGACUAAACUUCAAAGUAGAAGAAGGAAUGCAUCUUUUGAUAACUGGUCCGAAUGGCUGUGGGAAAAGCUCUCUCUUCAGAAUUUUAAGUGGACUGUGGCCUGUGUAUGAAGGAGUCCUUUAUAAACCACCUCCUCAGCACAUGUUCUAUAUUCCACAGAGGCCCUAUAUGUCUCUCGGAAGUCUUCGGGAUCAAGUCAUUUAUCCUGACUCAGUGGAUGACAUGCAUGAUAAAGGUUAUACAGACCAAGACCUAGAGUGCAUUCUGCACAGUGUCCACCUCUACCACAUAGUCCAAAGGGAAGGAGGAUGGGAUGCUGUUAUGGACUGGAAAGAUGUCCUAUCAGGAGGGGAAAAGCAAAGAAUGGGUAUGGCACGGAUGUUUUACCAUAAACCGAAGUACGCACUGCUGGAUGAGUGCACCAGUGCUGUGAGCAUUGACGUGGAAGGGAAGAUAUUCGAGGCUGCGGUGGGGGCCGGGAUCUCCUUGCUGUCCAUAACACACAGACCUUCUCUGUGGAAAUACCACACUCAUUUAUUACAGUUUGAUGGCGAGGGAGGUUGGCACUUUGAACAGCUGGACACUGCUGUCCGUUUAACACUGAGUGAAGAAAAGCAAAAGCUCGAGUGUCAGCUGGCUGGAAUUCCCAAGAUGCAGCAGAGACUCAAUGAACUACGGAAAAUUCUGGGAGAAGACUCGGUGCUAAGAACCAUCCAAAGCGAAGAUGAGACAUCCUAAUUAUUGUGGCAUGCUCUAAGUCGACUUCGGUGAAGGCUCAGGACUGCUAAACUGCAUGCAGUCUGUUAAGAUAGCAAAGCCAGCAUCAUGAAGUAUGUGAUAACUUUCCGGAAGAAAAUAAACAGAUGCGUUAUGCAAGAGCCAUUGUUAUGACUUACACUAAUUCCCAGUGAAAGGCUAAUUCACCUGGAAAACGGAAUUUUCAUGGUCUGAGGUUCUUCAGAGAGGGUGAAAUCUCCAAGAUAUGACAAAGAGCAGUAUUGGGUUGGUAUCAGGAGCUUUGAGAGUUGUCUCAGUUGAUCUUGGGUUUAAUACCUGAAAUCCAUCCACCAAUGCUAGUAGCCAACUAAAUCCGUGUACAAAGUAACCAAAGUUUGAUAAAUCAUUUCAAUAUGAAGAAAUAAUUUAAUGACAUUGGUUAAAAACACUCAUGGCUAACCAUGUAUAAAGGCUAUAUUUUUCUUUACUUUGAGCAUCUUAAUUCAGGCACAAAAAUUAACUUUAGUAAGAGUCAUGCUUAUUGGUUAAUAAACCUUUUACUUUUAAAUAGAAUCGCCAAUGCAGAGAGGGUGUAUCCAAGCAGAGCUACUCGCUGGCUGCUUCGCUCUGCAGCGUCGGCUUCUGUCCAGAACUACUGCUUGUUUGUACCCAAGGAAGCGUUUUUGAAAGGGCGUUGUCAUGCUGAUACAGAUUUGAAACCACAGUUGUAAGCACAUACCCAUUUCACUUUAGUCUUUUCAGACUGUUUUUUCUCAUUUGCUUCUGAAAAUGGACCUCAGAUUUACCUUAAUCAUGUGAUUGAUUUCAGAAGAGUUGGCGAGGUCAGAUAAGUUCUCCCGAGUCUCUGAUUCAGGGAUGUUACCACGAUUGCCCUUUAAAUUAACUAAGCUGGGACUAGAGAGAUGGCUUGGAAGUGAAGAGCACUGAC
Molecule: messenger RNA, 3420 nt
Organism: Nannospalax galili (Upper Galilee mountains blind mole rat)
Lineage: Eukaryota; Metazoa; Chordata; Mammalia; Rodentia; Spalacidae
Gene: Abcd2
Product: ATP binding cassette subfamily D member 2
Exons: 10
Coding region: 264-2492 (742 amino acids)
Biological process (GO): fatty acid beta-oxidation; long-chain fatty acid import into peroxisome; very long-chain fatty acid catabolic process
Cellular component (GO): peroxisomal membrane
Molecular function (GO): ATP binding; ATP hydrolysis activity; long-chain fatty acid transmembrane transporter activity
Source: RefSeq, a predicted model, not a curated record